AUGCAUCUGGAGGACCUGGCUGGAAAGAGGCGUCAAACUGGAAGGACAGAGCAGAGACCCAUUGAAAGUAUAAUCGAAGGAGUAAUGACGAAAGGACCCAUUUACAUUUAAAAGUCAAAAGGAAUCUCAACGAGCGAAGGAGAAACAAUUGACCACAUUAUGUUGCCGACAGCUGCCUCCCUGCUGUUGUUCUUGUUGGCUCACCUGUGUGUCGCUCAAGACGAAUACGUGGAGGUGAGCGCCAAGCCCGUUUCCCAUCCCACCAUCGUAGCCACUGCCUCGGUGCCCGUAGCCCAGACAAUGGGGCCACGCUCCGAGGGCGGCGGUCACAACAGAGAGGUCGUCGUAGACAACAAGACGGUUAAAGAUGCCACCCCCAAAGGGAAGCAGCCAGAUAGGAAUGCGCGUAAGCACAAAGAACCGGCCAGAGAGAAAACGAAAUCAACUAGUUAUGGCCAGGACACAGAGCAUGCUGUAGAUCGGCCCCAUGGGCCAGACUGUGGACGCUUCCUGGGUGCGCCUGGCCCACGUGGAUACCCAGGAUCAAUGGGCCCUCCCGGCAUUCCAGGAAAUCACGGAAAUAAUGGCAACAAUGGUUUGCCCGGCAGAGAGGGUUCAAAAGGUGACAGGGGUGAUAAGGGGGACCUUGGAACAAGAGGUGAGAGGGGCGUAUCGGGUCCCAAGGGAGAAAAGGGGCAGGCUGGCGUGCCAUCAGAGCUCAAGAUAGCGUUCAUGGCUUCCAUGGCAACCCACUUCACGAACCAGAACAGCGGCAUCAUCUUCAGCAGUGUGGAAGCCAACCUCGGAAACUACUUUGACAUCAUAACCGGCCGCUUCAAUGCACCUGUAACCGGGGUGUAUUACUUCACGUUCAACAUGCUCAAGCACGAAGACGUGGAGGAAACGGUGGUCUACCUCAUGCACAACGGCAACACGGUCAUCACUUUGUUCAGCUACGAAGUGAAGGGGAAGCACGACACAGCUGGGAAUAGCGCUGUGCUGCGGCUCAAGGAAGGCGACGAGGUGUGGCUGCGACUCGGCAACGGGGGAAUUCACGGAGACCACCAGCGCUUCUCCACCUUCUGCGGAUUCCUCCUCUUUGAGACCGCCUGAGCAUCUCCGCAACAGCAUCGUUUUUUUUAUUUCGUCUGCGUCCUUUUCCUUUUGUAUAUUCUUUUGAGUCGAGGUAAAGUGUAUGCUCUUUUGUAGCCGCUUAGAACAAAUUCAAUUAAACGUGUAUUUACUCGAAAGCCAAAUAAAUGGCCGGAUACAUUUUAGUCUACCAAAGCAAUAAUGCAAGUGUAACAUUAUGGUCAGUUGACUUGCAUACCUGAUGCUUAAAUUGCAUUUGGAUGUCAUUUAAUAUCAAUGUUUCUCCUAGUUUGGAACAUUACUUUUAAACAAACAUUUAAAUUAAUGUAUAGACUUAGCAUUGUAUUAAGGCCAGCAUACUUCGGCCCACAGUCAAUAAGGUGUGUUUAUAAUUUUAGCCAAAUAUGCUGAAAUCUCUGGAACAUUCUCUUAUAUUUUCCAGUUAACAUUGUGAGGCUAAAAUGUUUUUAAUUUUCUGCAUAGUUCUGAUUGACAGGAUUGUAUUUCUGUAUGCGGUGUUAUUUACAUUUCAUGAAUUCAUGGAUAAAUUGAUGUUGCUAUAGCUACCGUAGCAAUCUGAGCAUUUUCGUAACAAUGUACACUACCACAUGUUUACUUCUUCCGCAAUAAAAUGUUUUGGAUACAA
Molecule: messenger RNA, 1738 nt
Organism: Lethenteron reissneri (Far Eastern brook lamprey)
Lineage: Eukaryota; Metazoa; Chordata; Hyperoartia; Petromyzontiformes; Petromyzontidae
Product: complement C1q tumor necrosis factor-related protein 3-like
Molecular function (GO): protein binding
Source: RefSeq, a predicted model, not a curated record